Messenger RNA from Haliaeetus leucocephalus (bald eagle), 1605 nucleotides. Its product is annotated as multidrug and toxin extrusion protein 2-like. Gene Ontology annotation, cellular component: membrane. Gene Ontology annotation, molecular function: antiporter activity; xenobiotic transmembrane transporter activity. NCBI's taxonomy places the organism in Eukaryota, Metazoa, Chordata, Aves, Accipitriformes, Accipitridae. The record is from RefSeq and is a predicted model, not a curated record. Bases 1 to 1605 code for a protein of 534 amino acids. The transcript has 17 exons. Gene Ontology annotation, biological process: xenobiotic detoxification by transmembrane export across the plasma membrane.
AUGCCCACCCCUCAGGGGUUUGUCGCCCAGCUGCUGGGGUUCCUGAUCAGUGUGGUCAGCUCCAUCUUCUGUGGCCACCUGGGGAAAGCUGAGCUGGAUGCUGUGACGCUGGCUGUGUCUGUUAUCAACGUGACGGGCAUCUCCAUCGGUUCUGGUUUAGCCUCAGCAUGCGACACACUGAUGUCCCAGACGUAUGGCAGCAAGAACCUGAAGCAGGUGGGCACCAUCCUGCAGCGGGGGAUCCUCAUCCUGCUGCUGUGCUGCUUCCCUUGCUGGGCGCUCUUCAUCAACACCGAGCAGAUCCUCCUGCUCAUCCGACAGGAUCCCGAGGUCUCCAGGUUAACUCAGGUCUACGUGAUGAUCUUUAUUCCAGCGCUUCCUGCGGCGUUUCUGUACCAGCUGCAGACAAGAUAUUUACUAAGUCAGGCGAUCAUUUUGCCUCAGGUGUUGACGGGGAUUGCAGCCAACAUCCUCAAUGUGGCCAUGAACGCCUUCUUCCUAUAUGCGCUGAAGCUGGGCAUGGUGGGCUCUGCCUGGGCUAACACUGUUUCUCAGUACACUCAGGCCAUCCUCCUCUUCCUUUAUGUGUGGUAUAAGAAGAUCCAUGUGGAGACCUGGGGAGGUUGGACCAGGGACUGCCUCCUAGACUGGGGGUCCUUUAUCCGGCUGGCGGUGCCCGGCAUGCUCAUGAUGUGUAUUGAAUGGUGGACCUUUGAGAUUGGGAGCUUCUUGGCAGGGCUGCUCAGUGUGGUGGAGCUGGGGGCACAGUCUGUCAUCUAUGAGCUCUCCUCUGCGGCAUACAUGGUGCCUCUGGGCUUCAGCGUGGCUGUGAGUGUCAGAGUGGGCAAUGCCUUGGGAUCGGGGGAUGUGGUGCAAGCCAAGACCUCUUGCAUCACUGCUCUGCUGUGCACAGGAGUUUUUGCUGUGGUGGUUGCAACAUUACUGGGAACCCUGAAGGAUGUGGUGGGAUACAUCUUCACCAGUGACAAGGAGAUCGUUAUCUUGGUGUCCAAAGUGAUGAUCAUCUUUGCUCCAUUCCACUUGUUUGAUGCAGCAGCAGCAACCUGUGGUGGUGUGCUGCGGGGCACAGGAAAGCAGAAGAUGGGUGCUAUCGCCAACGCCAUCGGCUAUUAUGCCAUCGGCCUGCCCAUCGGCAUCUCACUGAUGUUCGCAGCUAAGAUGGGAGUGUUAGGUCUGUGGGUGGGGAUGAUCAUUUGCAUCUCUUUGCAAGCCCUUUCCUUCUCGGCUUUUGUCAUGCGCAUGGAUUGGAAGAAAGCGGCAGAAGAGGCUCAAGUCCGAGCUGGACCGAAAAAACAACUGGAAGAUGUGAACUCCAAUGGCACGGUUGCUAACAAAACAUCUGCUGUGGAUUACAUCUCUGUUGACACAGACACCGUGGAAACUAUGGUCCUGCCUGACAGCAUCGUGACGGGUGAGAGGCAACCUGACCACCAGCUCAUCACACAGGAGGCACCUGCUGUCGUCCCUGCUCCUGCCGCUGUGGUAUGGAGGGCCCUGAUUAUCCGCCGUGUGCUGGCUGCUGCUGCUGCCAUUGCUGUCUUGCUGGUGGGCAUACUGGUCCGGCUCCUGACUGGCAAUGGCUAG